AUGUCAACGUCGUACGUGAAUGAGACCAUGGGUUUUGUGGAGAAGGCCUAUAAUGAAACGGUUCCAGAGAACGGGAUAUCUUUCAUUGAAUCCGAAAGGUUACGCCGAGACCCUACAUUCCUAUUACCAUUUGUGUUUUACGAAGGAUUUUUAGUAGUCGUUGGAGCUGUAGGAAAUAUUUUAAUCAUUGGAGCUUACGUAGUGGUGAAAUCGAUGAGAACUUUGCCGAACACAUUUGUGUUCAGUCUAGCCAUCUCGAACUUUAUGGUGACUUCCAUACUGCAGCCGUUCAUGAUGGUCGGAGCACUGAUGGGAGAACAGUUUAUCCUCGUCCAAAGACCCGGCCUCUGUACCGUCAUCACAUAUGUCUGCAUACAGAGUUGCAUGUCUUCUUCAAGUAACAUCAUGCUAGUCAGUCUCAAUAGGUACAUCUGUAUCUGCAAGAACUCGUGGUACUCGAAGAUUUACUCGAAGAAAUCGGUUGCAGUUAUGAUUAUGGCUGCCUGGUUCAAUGGGUUUGUGUGGAACGUUUUUCUGUGGGUUGGAUGGAGUGAGGUCAGCUUUGAACGAAAGCAAUUCACUUGUAUGUGGAAUCGUCAGAAGAACUUCAGUUAUCACGUCAUUGGCCUUGCUAUAUGUGCCGUUCUUGUCCCUGUAAGUGUCACUGCUGUCUCUUAUAUACUGAUACUUUUGAAAGUAAAAGAGUCCAAGAAAAAGAUACAAGCAUUCAAUAAGAAGGAUAAGAAUCAAAGUACUAGUAGUGAUAUCAGACUAGCUCGGAUGUUGUUUAUCAUGUUUGCUGUAUAUUGCAUAUUAUGUGCACCCUAUGCGUUUAUCACUACGUUUGAUUUCAACGAUCAAGCACCUUACUAUUGGUAUGCUACCUUUCUACACAUGUUUCACACCAAUAGCGCUGUGAACUUUAUCAUAUACGGCAUCACCAACAAGAGCUUUAGGACUGGCUAUUCAUUGUUCUCUAAAUAUAUACUAAUCAAGUUAUCCUGCGGGGCAUACCAGCCAAGAAAGAUGGUAGAGAACGAUAUUGACAAAAGCCAAAUGACACAAACAAUGACAAUAGCUACGACUGCACAUAGUUAG
Molecule: messenger RNA, 1098 nt
Organism: Owenia fusiformis
Lineage: Eukaryota; Metazoa; Annelida; Polychaeta; Sabellida; Oweniidae
Source: the annotation of a GenBank genome assembly